CUUGGCAGGAGAGAAACAAACAUGGCUUUUUCUUGUGUUACAGCACUAACAUUGUUCAUGGGGAUGAUGCUGUUUGCAUCUUCUCUUUUGGUUUCUGCAGCAAACGUUGAUUUCCUUUACCUCGUUCUUAUGUGGCCGAGGGCAUACUGUUCACAGUCGGUGUGUUGCCGUCCGACGACCGGCAUGCCGGCGGAGGACUUCUUCAUCCGGGGAUUGUGGACUUACAAUGAAGCUGGGAAACCUGUUACUAGGUGUACUAGAGAACCUUAUAAUUCCACUGAGAUGGAAGGAUUGGAGCCGGAAUUAUAUGAAUAUUGGAGCAGCAUAAAGUGCCCUAGCAAUGAUGGAAGUUUGUAUUGGAAGAAAGCAUGGAAGACAUAUGGUACUUGCACUGGCAUGUAUCAACCAACCUACUUUGAAACAGCACUUGACUUAAGAGCCCAAGUUGACUUGCUUACUGCCUUAGCAAAUAAAGGAAUAACACCAUCAGAGACAAGGAAGUACUCAAUGGAAAGCAUAGAGAAAGCCAUUGAAGAAGCAACAAAAAGCAACACUGGUGAUUAG
Messenger RNA from Dioscorea cayenensis subsp. rotundata (Guinea yam), 564 nucleotides. RefSeq names its product intracellular ribonuclease LX-like. Lineage: Eukaryota; Viridiplantae; Streptophyta; Magnoliopsida; Dioscoreales; Dioscoreaceae. The transcript has 4 exons. Gene Ontology annotation, cellular component: extracellular region. The coding region runs from base 22 to 564 and encodes 180 amino acids. The record is from RefSeq and is a predicted model, not a curated record. Gene Ontology annotation, molecular function: ribonuclease T2 activity; RNA binding. Gene Ontology annotation, biological process: RNA catabolic process.